This is a messenger RNA of Plectropomus leopardus (leopard coralgrouper), 3153 nucleotides long. The record is from RefSeq and is a predicted model, not a curated record. NCBI's taxonomy places the organism in Eukaryota, Metazoa, Chordata, Actinopteri, Perciformes, Serranidae.
GAGCUCCAUCACCUCCUUCAGAAAUGUGGACGGAUAUAAGGACAUUGCUACUUUUUCAUUCGUUAGUCUUGAGUCUUCAUUUCUCAGAAGCAACGGAUGAGUGUGAGGAUGGACAGUUUCAGUGCAAUAACAAAAGGUGUAUACCGACUAUCUGGAGGUGUGACGACGAUGACGACUGCUCAGACAACAGUGAUGAAGAAAACUGUCCCAGGAAGACAUGUGCCCCUGCGGAGUUCGCCUGCUUAAAUGGCCAGUGUGUCCCUGGACGUUGGCGAUGCGACGGGGAACCAGAGUGUCCCGAUGGCUCCGAUGAGGCAGAGGAGACUUGCAGCAAACAGACGUGCCCUCCAGAGAAAUUUGACUGUGGGGGAUCCACCAACAAGUGUGUCUCGUUGUCAUGGAGAUGUGAUGGGGAGAAGGAUUGCGAGAACGGGGCCGAUGAGGAGGACUGUGCGUCUGUCACUUGCCCCAGCGGUGAGUUUAUGUGCGCUAACCGCAAGUGUUUGGCCACCGUGUAUGUGUGUGACGGUGACGACGACUGUGGAGACGGCAGUGAUGAGCUCAAGUGUGCCUCCCCUCUGACCUGCGGGCCCAACCAUCUCCGCUGUAACACCUCAGAGUGUGUGCCACUCAUGUGGAGCUGCGAUGGAGACCCCGACUGCUCUGACAGUUCAGAUGAGGGGCCAGAGCGCUGUGGCGGCGACGGGGUGCCGUAUCUAUCCAAUCGCCGGACAAACUGCACUGCUGAGGAGUUUCGUUGUGCCAAUGGGGAGUGUGUGCGGCUGACUUGGAAGUGUGAUGGAGAUCCAGACUGCAAGGACAAAUCUGAUGAGUCUGAUUGCCCCCUGUUGACGUGUCGUCCUGAUGAGUUCCAGUGUGGUGAUGGUUCCUGCAUCCAUGGCACCAAGCAGUGUAACAAGGUGCAUGACUGUCCUGACCACAGUGACGAAUCCGGCUGUGUCAACGCCACCAAAUGUGAGGGACCUUUGAAGUUUCUGUGUAAGAAUGGAGAGUGUAUUGAUAGCUCCAAGGUGUGUGACUCUGUCAAGGACUGCAAGGACCGAUCUGACGAGCCCAAGAAGGAGUGCGGGCUGAAUGAGUGUAUGAUUAACAACGGUGGCUGCUCCCAUGUCUGCAUGGACCGACCAAUCGGCUUUGAGUGCCAGUGCCCGACUGGCUACCAGUUAUUGGACAAAAAGACUUGUGGUGACAUUGAUGAGUGUGAGAACCCUGAUGCUUGUAGCCAGAUCUGCAUCAACUACAAGGGGGAUUUUAAAUGCGAAUGCUAUGAAGGUUACGAGAUGGACCCCGUUACGAAGACCUGCAAGGCAGAAGGGAAGAGCCCUUACCUGCUGUUCACCAACCGGCACGAGAUCCGCCGCAUCGACUUGGUGAAGAGAGACUACAGCCAAGUGGUGUCCACUCAGAAGAACGCUGUAGCUCUGGACCUGGACGUGGCCAACAACCGCAUCUUCUGGUGUGAUCGCUUUCACCGGAAAAUCUACAGUGCCUUCAUCCAUGAGGCCAGUGACCCCUCCCAGCAGGUGCCGCUGGUAGAUUCUCUUCUGCAGACCCCCGUGGGUCUUGCUCUGGACUGGCUCCAACACAACCUGUACUGGACCGACUCUGGAGACAAAUCCAUCUCUGUGGCCUCAGUGGACGCCACCAAGAGACGGGUCCUCAUUAACACUGACCUGAGUGAACCGCGGGCCAUAGCGCUGGAUCCCCACCAUGGCUUUAUGUACUGGUCAGACUGGGGUACGAGAGCCAAGAUAGAGAAGGCCGGGAUGAAUGGAGUGGACCGACAGGUGCUGGUGGCUGAUAACAUUGAAUGGCCCAAUGGCAUCACUCUAGAUGUAGCCAACAGACGUCUGUACUGGGUGGAUUCAAAGCUGCACCUCAUAGCCAGUGUGGACCUGAACGGAGCUCAUCGCAGAACACACAUGUCGUCUGCAGAGAGACUGGGACAUCCGUACGCUCUGGCUGUUUUUGAGGAUCGAAUCUACUGGACAGACAGAGACAGGGCGGCCGUCUUCAUGGCCAACAGGCUGACUGGUCAAGACAUCCACACGCUGGCUGAAAACCUCAACGACCCCCAUGACAUUGUGGUCUUCCACCAGCUUCGCCAGCCGCAAGGCCCAGACAGUUGUAAUCUGGGCAGUGUGGCCAAUGGAGGCUGUGAGUACUUGUGUCUUAAGGCUCCACAGAUUACUGAACACUCGCCCAAAUACACCUGCGCCUGCCCCGAUGGCCAGGACCUGGGGCCCGAUAUGAGGGGCUGUGUGCCAGCAGCACCGAGAAACGAAAUGACCUCGACAUCCUCACCUCCUACUGGAUUUACAACUGGCACCAGAGCGACUGUUGCAGAAGACUUCCCGCCACCCUCAGGGGGAGUAUCACAGGCAGACGCCACAGGCCACUUGACCACAGCUCCAUCUGGUUCCCCAGAGCCUCUCACACCCCUCUCCACCCUUAAGCCUUUGUCGUCACAAGAGUCUAAGGCACUGGGCUCCCACUCCUCUGCUACUGCCAUGGUCAUGUCCACCACACCUGCAGGGGACAGCAGUGUCUCCCAACACUCUGGAAGCGAGCAUUUCCUCUUGGGCGAGAACCUGACAGUGGCUGUUUUGGGAGUGGUCAUCCCCAUCGUUCCUAUCGUUGCCACAGUGGUGUUUGGCCUGGUGUGCGCCGGAGUCUACCUGGUGUGGCGCAACUGGCGGCGCAACUCCACCAAGAGCAUGAACUUCGACAACCCCGUCUACCGCAAGACCACCGGCGAGGGCGAGGAGGACGAGAUUCACAUCGGGCGGACUGACGGCAUGGGACACCACACGCACCACCACCCGUACCCGCAGGGCGUCAACAUGGGAGUCGUAGGAGCAGGAGGCGGCACCUGCCCGCAGUUCAUCGCCUUGCCACUCGGGGGCAGCAUGCCUGACCCGGGAACUCACUGGUACACAGAGCAGCCCAUGCUCUCCACCGCGAAGUGACCCAUGAGAGCGAAUUCAGGGGAAGACGGCCGCUCAGGCACACGCACACACAGUGAGGUCAGGGGUGACUUGGACUGAGUUUGCAGAAGGUACGAACAACAUAUCAUCAAGUGUUAACAUGCAGCCAUUCACAGCCAUGUCCUAUGCCAAUCUCCAUUUGAAA